AUGCAAAUGAAAAAUAGCUGCCGCACUGUACUCAAUCUUUUGAAGGGGAAAAAACAUCCCCUUAAUGCUAAAGAAGGCGGGUGUCAAAGAAGGUACUCCCAUAAUAGUUGCAGCAUCGUUGAGAAAAAAAAAAAAGUGAGCACCCACAUAUCCUACUCUCUGCCUGCGCAAAGGGAGAAUGAAAAAUACACUUUUGAAGUCCUCAUGAAAACGAUGAAAAACAGGGCAGACGAGUAUAACCUUAUAAAAAUAAAAGAGGCACAGAAUAAAAUACUAAUUCAUUUGAACACAUUUACAACUAACCAAGUGAUAUCCACGCUCGUCCUCUCGCAUAAGUAUAAUAUGCUUAAUUUUAAAAUUCUUCACACAAUCAUAGAGCAUUUGUUUCGCCAUUCCUGUUUCUUGAAUAGUAGACACUUGUACGUGUUAGUUUCGAUCGUCAGGAAGAUACACUUGGAAAACCUCGUGCACCCGUCGCAACAAGACAACCACGAGAGUACGGACCAUCAUAAUGCUCAUGUGGACGGCCACCUAGACGAUGUUAAUGAAAAUAUAAAAUGGAAGGAAAAAUAUUACGGAGAGGUGAUGGGCAAUUUGGCCCUAGCCACGGGGAACGAGACGUCGAUAGACGGGUACGACCUCGGUGAAGCAUAUCCAGGUAAACACAGCGGUGCCCAAUGUCCACUUGAAUACAACGGUACACUCAGCAAACAUGGAUGCAACAGAGGUAGCGUAAGCCGUAGCCUACCCCCGCGCGAAACUCAUCCGGUGGAGGAAAACCUGCCACUGCAAAAUUGCCCCGCCCAGCAGGAGGACUUCUCCGUAGAAAUGGAAGAUACCCAUUUAAAAAUUAAGGAAAUUCUGACGCACAAUUAUAGCAAUAUUUACCUCAACAUAAAAAAGAACAUGUACACGAGUCUGUUACUGUUAAAUUAUUUGCAUGAAGAAAAUAUAAUCAGCAGAACAAUUUUUUUAAAAAUUAUUUACAGCAUAAAUACACAAUUCAGCCAGCACACAUUCAGUAAUAACAAAAACCGAGGCAACAGUGGCGGCCAUUCCUACGAUGCAAAUGGAACCUAUGAAGAUAACAUCCUCAAUUCCUAUCUCCAAGAUCAGUGUCAGAAUACAUCAGCGUACGACCUAUACAUUCAUCUUCAUUUCCAUUUGCUAAAAAAUAUGCUCACAGAGUGCGAAUUUAUCAACAACAAAUUUGUAAUGGAAAAAAUAGAAAAUGGCACAAGUAUAAAUGAGGACGUGUACAGAGAUGCAAAACUAUACCUUGAAGUGUUUUCUUUAUUUUUUCAAAACAUGGAGAGGGUUACGGAAAUGAUUAAUCAUUUAAAGGUGUUCCAUUUGAAUGUCCUCUCGCACGAGUUGUUCAAACUUCUCUGUGACAAUAGCGCAUGUAAAAAUGUAAAGAUAUAUUACUCCCUCCUCAAUAGGGUAUCUUGUGAGUCUAUUCUGAAGAUGGAAGCCACCCCGGACGUCUGCUAUUCUCUUUUGAGCGUUUUGUGCUAUCUCAAAAGGGAGGACAUGUUGAAUUGUGAAAUUCGCCCCUUUGGUUACCCUCCUUCUGGAGAGCCAGCAUUCGACUUGCAAAAAAUCCAGGACAGGUACUCCCUCUUUUUAAACUCCCUUAACCAGUACACCCUACACGAUUUUAUCAUAGCACCGCACGAAGCCAAAGAAGCAAUCAACACAAAUGAUGACAUUCCCAUAAAACGCACCCCCAAUGGUGAACCACCAACAAUUGAAGAAUCUCCCCACAGCUUGAGGUACAAUUUUCUCGCCCACUUCAUGGCAGAAUUCACCUUCAACGUCGUGUGUUCUCUAAACAGGAUAGAUUCCUACGAACAACUUUUUAUUUUAAAAUAUUUAAUCCUCUUGAAUUUGAAGAAUGAAUACCUAAUAGAUGUGCUUAAAGAACGUCAAUGUAAUUUCUUUAUACAAAGAAAGCACUACAGUGAUAGGAAGCACUUCUUUUAUUUUAUAGAAUAUUUGUUGACAUCUUUUAUUUAUUCUAUUCAUGAGUUUCUCAACCUGAUACAUUUGAUAGAUCUCCCAAGGUUUCAAAUUGUGCUGGACACAAUCAAACCGACGAAGAAAUUCACCAAUAAAGUAAAGAAAAUAUUCGAUGCCCUUAAUGUGAUACUGAACCAGCGCAAGCAUUAUUAUGUAGGAAGCGGCACCAAAAAAAAAGUGCGCAACAAUCAAUUUGAAAAAAACUCCACUGUCCUACCAGAGGACACAACCCAGGUGCAACGUUUUCAGAACAUCAUCUACGAUUUCUUAUUUUUAUAA
Messenger RNA from Plasmodium inui San Antonio 1, 2301 nucleotides. RefSeq lists its product as hypothetical. Bases 1 to 2301 code for a protein of 766 amino acids. The record is from RefSeq and is a predicted model, not a curated record. The transcript has a single exon. NCBI's taxonomy places the organism in Eukaryota, Apicomplexa, Aconoidasida, Haemosporida, Plasmodiidae.